This is a messenger RNA of Rotaria sordida, 357 nucleotides long. The record is from the annotation of a GenBank genome assembly. Lineage: Eukaryota; Metazoa; Rotifera; Eurotatoria; Philodinida; Philodinidae.
AUGAAAAUCUACGUCUGUCAAAACACUUGUUGUGAUAAUACUUGUGAACUUGGUGGUCGUUCUGGUAAUGAUCCUCGUGGUGGUAUUGGUACUCUUUUUGGUUUUGGUUAUCCUUUUACUUUUGAUGGUGUUGAUAAUGGUUUUUAUUAUAAUGAUAAUCAGUGUGAAAAAUGCGAUCGUUCUGGUGCUGAUUUUCGUCCUGCUUCUGGUAAUGGUCUUGCUACUGCUGCUGCUACUGCUGGUGCUUUUGCUGCUACUUUUCUUGGUCGUCCUGGUGCUGUUGGUUGUACUGGUUUUUUUAAAUGUAAGAAAUGUGACAGUCUUUAUUGUCAUGAAUGCUGUCUUCGUGAUCGGUGA